Effrenium voratum is the source of this 783-nucleotide messenger RNA. The record is from the annotation of a GenBank genome assembly. NCBI's taxonomy places the organism in Eukaryota, Dinophyceae, Suessiales, Symbiodiniaceae.
AUGGUGCUGGGAGAGACCGUGACGGCCACGGUGCUGCGCCGCAGUCAGGGGAAUCUUGGCCGGGCGGCAUCUGCCUGUAUGCAGGGUGACAGAACCAGCUUCGAGGAUUUCCACGUCCUUGACCAGACGGCCGCUCUUGUGGCCGUCUUUGAUGGCCACUUGGGUGACGAGGCGGCCGCCUUUUGCGCGGAGAGGCUUCCGCUGCAUUUGGCCAAGGCGGAGACUGCCAGCGAGUGGCAGGAGGCCUUCAAGGCCUGCGACGCGGAGCUGCGCGAGCGCCUGCCGCGGACAGAAGCCGGCACCACGGCCACCGUUGUGCGCGUCAGGGAGGGCUCCCAGGAUGCUCUGGAGCUCCUGGUUGCCAAUUGCGGAGAUUGUCGAGCCCUUCUUUGGAAGAAGGCGCUUGAGCCUGAGGAGAGGGCGACGUUGAUGUCGACACAAGAUCAUCGGCCCGACGACCCGGCUGAGCGUCACAGGAUCGAGCUGGCUGGCGGCGAAGUCACCAAGGACAACCCACCGCGAGUCGAUGGGGUCCUUUCGUGCAGCCGCGCGCUGGGCUCGUUUGAGCUCAAGCAGGCGGAUCGUCGCCCGGAGGACCAGAAGGUCUCCUGUGUACCGGAUGUGUACACUUGGCAUGCCAAACGGGGAGACUGGCUGAUCCUCGCCUGUGAUGGCAUCUUUGACGUUAUGCUCAACCAGAUGGCGCGGGGGUCAAAGUGGCCGCAUACUUUGCUUGGUUUGGCUGCUGCGGAAUGCGGAAAGCCCGGUAGCUUUGACCUGUGA